UUCUAGUCUUUGAGUUUGUGGGAAGUGGAUCAGAUCGAGAAUUGCUCAAGUGGUUAGCUUGGAGUUUUGGGUUUUUUGUUAAGUCAUGGAAACAAGCAGAGAGUGCAUGAGAAUUUGCGUUCUUCUUCUCUAUUUGACUGCAGCAACUAUUUCCUUCACUCAAUGUGAUGCAAGAAAAUCACAUAGAUUACUAAAGGGUCUUACAAAACCCCCUCCAACCCAUCACAGAAGUCUGUUUCUCAGAACGGCAAAGAAGUUGAAUUUAGUAAAGCGCAUUGAGUAUAACCCAUUUGGUUCAUCAAAGCAACAAAACCAAGAACCCUAUGGUUUGAAUUCACCACUUUCAUUGCCACCUUAUGAUUCACUAGCUCCACUUUCCUUGCCUGAUCCAAAUGCUCCUCCAUUUUGUACUUACCCACCCAACACUCCACAAACCCCCUCUACAACUACUCCAACACCCACCACAUCAUCACCCCCAAGCCCACAAUCACCUUAUCUUUACGUUCCACCAAUUCUUCCCACGCAAAGCCCACCACUAGUCCCAAUAGGCACUAUCCCAGGCCCACCACAAUCUAUCUCCGUACCUGGGCCGCCGGAGUCUAUACCGAGUCCGACCAUCUACUUCCCAGGCCCACCGCAAUCUAUCCCGACCCCUAAUCCACCCGAAACCGUCCCAAGCCCACCGGAUUACGAGCCCAGCCCGCCAGAUUUUUCUAUUCCAAGCCCGCCUUCUUUCGUCCCAUCUCCUUCCUAUGGGUUCCAACCAAGCCCACCAGUGUUCGAACCCCCUGUUGUGUUCCCUCCACCAACCACUCCGCCGAGUCCAAAGAAAGGCCCGACAGCGGCCCUUUGGUGCGUGGCCAAGCCGUCGGUGCCCGACCCAAUCAUCCAAGAAGCCAUGAACUACGCUUGCGGGUCUGGAGCAGAUUGUGAUGCCAUUCUGCCCAAUGGGACAUGCUUUGAGCCCAACACAUUGUAUGCCCAUGCUUCGUUUGCCUUCAAUAGUUACUGGCAAAGGACCAGGGUUGCUGGUAGCACCUGUUCGUUUGGAGGAACAGCCAUACUAGUCACAGUUGAUCCAAGUUAUGAUGGGUGCCGGUUUGACUAUUAUUGAUCACAAUCACAAAAGCAGAUCUCUUCUUCUUUCCCUUUCCCUUUAACUUUCCCAUUUCUUAGUACGCAGGGUACACAAUUUCGUAUAUGUAACCAGAAUAUGAACAGGAAUUUUGUAAGUAAAAUGUAGAUUUAACUCUGGUUGUUCACAAGGUUAUAGAUUUCAAUAAUCUUGUGUUAUGGUGA
Messenger RNA from Rosa chinensis, 1299 nucleotides. RefSeq names its product extensin. The transcript has 3 exons. NCBI's taxonomy places the organism in Eukaryota, Viridiplantae, Streptophyta, Magnoliopsida, Rosales, Rosaceae. The coding region runs from base 86 to 1114 and encodes 342 amino acids. The record is from RefSeq and is a predicted model, not a curated record.